UAAAAUCUCGAGCUUCUCCUCGCGAGACACUUGGUUCUCAUGCUCGCUGCGGGGGUCGGAGGUCAGAGCGAGCGUCUCGCGGGCCACAGGAGGAAGAUGGCGGUGGAGUCGCGCGUCACCCAGGAGGAAAUUAAGAAGGAGCCGGAGAAGCCGAUCGAUCGGGAGAAGACGUGCCCGCUGCUGCUGCGCGUCUUCACCACCAACAACGGCCGCCACCACCGCAUGGACGAGUUCUCCCGAGGGAACGUCCCUUCCAGCGAGCUGCAGAUCUACACCUGGAUGGAUGCAACCUUGAAAGAACUGACUAGUUUAGUGAAAGAAGUCUACCCAGAAGCUAGAAAGAAAGGCACACACUUCAAUUUCGCAAUUGUUUUCACGGAUAUUAAAAGACCUGGCUAUCGAGUAAAGGAGAUUGGCAGCACCAUGUCUGGGAGGAAGGGGACUGACGACUCCAUGACCCUGCAGUCACAGAAGUUCCAGAUAGGAGACUACCUGGACAUAGCCAUCACCCCCCCGAACCGGGCACCUCCUCCUUCAGGCCGCAUGAGGCCAUAUUAAAUUUUAGUGACUAUUUGUUGAGUUUUUUUUUGUUCAGUUACAUAAAACAAACCUACGCUUUUUCCUCCCCUCAUUGCCAUUAAGCCUUUAAACACUAAUCAGAUUGUAAUGCAUCUAUUUAGAAGUUAGGUUUGGCUGUGCUAUGGAAUGAAUAUUAAUAGAAAAUCCAUGUUUCAAGUCCUGUAAAAUAUGAAGAAAGUGCUCUUAGUAUUCUGUGUAAAACUGUCUUCUUAAAUAUAUGUGUGCAACCGA
Hipposideros armiger (great roundleaf bat) is the source of this 810-nucleotide messenger RNA. RefSeq names its product Sin3A associated protein 18 (gene SAP18). NCBI's taxonomy places the organism in Eukaryota, Metazoa, Chordata, Mammalia, Chiroptera, Hipposideridae. Bases 40 to 558 code for a protein of 172 amino acids. Gene Ontology annotation, molecular function: transcription factor binding; transcription corepressor activity. The transcript has 4 exons. Gene Ontology annotation, cellular component: nucleus. Gene Ontology annotation, biological process: negative regulation of DNA-templated transcription. The record is from RefSeq and is a predicted model, not a curated record.